Messenger RNA from Uranotaenia lowii, 562 nucleotides. RefSeq lists its product as uncharacterized. The record is from RefSeq and is a predicted model, not a curated record. The transcript is spliced from 3 exons. Gene Ontology annotation, cellular component: extracellular region. The coding region runs from base 138 to 461 and encodes 107 amino acids. Gene Ontology annotation, biological process: defense response to bacterium. Lineage: Eukaryota; Metazoa; Arthropoda; Insecta; Diptera; Culicidae.
UCUGGUGGUUCUUAUCGCACUGAUGAUAAUACAGUGAACUGAAACCUUUAGAAAUAAUUCAGUCUGUGCACGGCUCUCUGCUUUCGUUUUUUUUUCUAUUCACGUUUUCCUGAGGUUAUUCUUUUCAUACAAGCAAAAUGUUCAAAUUUGGAAUAUUUUUACUUGCCAUUCUAAUGGUAAAUUUGCAUACCGCAACUUGUCGUGUCAUCGAGAAAAAGGACUACGACAACGACGACCUGUUGUCCUUAGUGCGAGCCAAGCGCCAGUUUUCGCUGAAUCUGGGAGCCACCCAUCAGGACAACGAGGGGACCGAUUUCACAGCGGAAGCCAUUGCACGGUUCUGGCGCAGUCAAAGCGGCAACACCGAGGUGCAGGGAUCGGCCAGCUACAGUCAACACUUUGGCGGCUUCCAGGGCGACGGUAAUGACUACCGGUUGAAAUUGAAAGUAGUUUUUCUUUAGUAGCUUUCCCAACUUUUCUAAAGAGUAAAAUCUAUUUCAUCAAUAUAUUACUGUUGCGCGCGAUUUAAUAGUACCAAAAGAAACAAAAUUAUUGAAUAUGU